This is a messenger RNA of Corylus avellana, 837 nucleotides long. NCBI's taxonomy places the organism in Eukaryota, Viridiplantae, Streptophyta, Magnoliopsida, Fagales, Betulaceae. The record is from RefSeq and is a predicted model, not a curated record.
AUGUUCAAUCGUGCGUUGAUUGGGAAAUGGCUGUGGCGCUUCGCUGACGAGUCUGGGGUUUGGUGGAAAAAGGUGGUAGAGGCCAAAUAUGGGGCUGUGAGAGGGGGUGGCGUUCUCGCAUCAGAUCCAAUUCUCAUGGUAUGGGGUUAUGGAAAUCCAUUAGUAGGGAAUGGCUGUGUUUCUCUCGCCAUAUUAGACUCAUUCCUGGUGACGGUUCCAGAAUCAGCUUUUGUGAGGAGGCUUGGUGUGGAACCUCGCCCCUUAAGGAGGUCUUUCCGGGGCUGUGCAGCUUUGCGAGUAAUAAGGAGGCUUCCAUUGCGGAGAACAUUGAUUUUUCGAGUGGCUCUCGUCAGUGGAAUCCUUCUUUACGCUCAUGAAUUGGGAGGUGGGGAAGAUAAGAUCUGGUGGGUUCCGGCAAGGAAGGGGAAGUUCAAUGUGUGUUCGUUCUACAACAUUCUCAUUUCUAAAGACAACACCCCCUUUCCUUGGAAGAGCAUUUGGCGUACUAAAGCCCCUCCGAGGGUGGCUUUUUUUGCCUGGUCGGCUGCUCUAGGCAAGAUUCUCACGCUGGACAAUCUUAGGAAAAUGAAUAUGGUGGUGAUUAAUAGGUGUGGGAUGUGCAAAGUGGAUGAGGAGUCGAUUGAUCAUCUAUUACUUCACUGCGAAUGUGCUCAAUUUUUAUGGAACGCUUUCUUUAGUCGGUUCCGUUUGGCGUGGGUGAUGCCUCGUGGGGUGAUUAAUCUGUUUCAGUGCUGGUGGAUGGGUGGUCGUCCUAGCAGUGCCAUUGUUUGGAAAAUGGCCCCUCUUUGCAUCUUGUGGUGCUUAUGGUCUGAAUGA